Messenger RNA from Ziziphus jujuba (common jujube), 3316 nucleotides. RefSeq names its product probable serine/threonine-protein kinase WNK9. Gene Ontology annotation, molecular function: ATP binding; protein serine/threonine kinase activity. Bases 906 to 3104 code for a protein of 732 amino acids. Lineage: Eukaryota; Viridiplantae; Streptophyta; Magnoliopsida; Rosales; Rhamnaceae. Gene Ontology annotation, biological process: intracellular signal transduction; protein phosphorylation. Gene Ontology annotation, cellular component: cytoplasm. The transcript has 7 exons. The record is from RefSeq and is a predicted model, not a curated record.
UCAGGAAAAAGGAGGAAGAGUUCCGAGAAAAUUAUUGGGAAAAUAACGCAGAGGAAAGGAAAACACUAAAACAGUAAAAUACCAUUAACUGAAAUGAGCCUACCACUAUAAAGGUUAAAAGAUAAAAAGCUGUUUCCAAUGAGGUGGUCUGUGGUCCUAAGAAGAGAAGGCUAUGAAAUUUAUGCAGGUUGUGUCGUCCUCAGUUCUUGAUGCUCAUGAGCAGUACUAGAACCGCCCACAGUUUUUUCUAAAUAGAAAGUUUCUCAUAAGAUUUUCGUGAUGGGAAAAUUUUUAUUUUUACGAAAAAUUAGAUAAAAUCCCAAAUUUCCCAUUUCUGCAAACCACACAAAAAUAUGAAAUUUUUGGUAUUUAUUAUGUAUGAAAAAUAUUAGUCAGCAACGUUAGCUGGUCCAUGUCUUUUGCAAGCUGUUGAAGAGGAGGGUCUAUGGACAGAGAGAGAGAGAGACUUGUGGUUGGUUGAACAGCUCGUGAUGAGAUAGCAAGAGGAAAGAGUGAAAAAGAAAUGGGGCUUUGUCAGGUUCUGUCUGAGGGUUGUGGUGGGGCAUAGUCCUAAGAGCGUCAAAAAACCUACCCUUUUAACAUUGUGAAAUCUUUGCCUCGUUGUCUCUGAGUCGUUGGCAAAUUAAGUUUUGUCCGCUUGAUGGACUCUCCGAGGCUCUCUCACUCUCUGUUUUCCUUCUAAAACGAAAAAACCACAAACAGUUUUUUUUCUUUUGGUUUCCUUUUUUGUUUUUGUUUGUUUUUAUUUUUAUUUUCUGUUAAACAUUGAUUGAGUAAAAUCUUUCUUCUCCUAUGUGACAAAAGAAAGAAACAGGAAACAAUUUUAUGGGUGACAAUUUAAAGUUUUUAGCAUUGAGAAAAUAGCUAAAACAUAGAAAAAAGAUAUGGAUACAGGUACAGUUGUUGAACAAGGUUGCUCUGAGUUUGUUGAAGUUGAUCCUACCGGAAGAUAUGGAAGAUACAAUGAGAUUCUUGGUAAAGGGGCUUCAAAGACAGUCUACAAAGCCUUUGAUGAGUAUGAAGGGAUUGAAGUAGCUUGGAACCAAGUGAAACUUUAUGACUUCCUGCAAAAUCCUGAAGACCUUGAGAGGCUUUACUGUGAAAUCCAUCUCCUCAAGACCUUGAAACACAGAAAUAUCAUGAAAUUCUAUACUUCUUGGGUUGAUGUUGCUAACAGGAACAUAAACUUUGUUACUGAGAUGUUUACCUCUGGUACUUUGAGACAGUAUAGGUUAAAACACAGGAGAGUUAAUAUUAGAGCAGUGAAGCAUUGGUGCAGGCAGAUUUUGAGUGGACUUCUCUAUCUCCAUAGCCAUGACCCUCCUGUGAUUCACAGAGAUCUCAAGUGUGACAAUAUUUUUAUCAAUGGGAACCAAGGGGAAGUCAAAAUUGGUGAUCUUGGCCUCGCUGCUAUCCUUCGUAAAUCCCACGCUGCUCGUUGUGUUGGAACACCAGAAUUCAUGGCUCCAGAGGUUUAUGAGGAGGAAUACAAUGAAUUGGUAGAUAUAUAUUCUUUUGGGAUGUGUAUCUUGGAGAUGGUUACUUUUGAAUAUCCAUAUAGUGAAUGCACUCACCCUGCUCAGAUUUACAAGAAAGUCAUCUCCGGGAAAAAACCAGAAUCUCUAUACAAAGUAGAAGAUCCAGAGGUGAGACAGUUUGUUGAGAAAUGCUUAGCAACCGUGUCUCGUAGGCUACCUGCUUGGCAGCUUUUGCAAGACCCUUUUCUCCAGAUCGAUGAUUAUGGAUACGAUUUAAGGCCAAUAGAUUAUCAAAGAGAUUUUGAUGAAAUAGGCCCUCACCUAAGACAACCUCAAUACGGAAUUCAUCACACUAACAGAUCUUUGAUCAAUGGUUACUCCAAUUAUCUCGGUUAUGAACAUGAAACUGACUUGGGUUGCCAUACCGUUGAGUAUGAAGGGAGCGAAAUCGAUCUCUUUACCUGUCAAGAGGAUGAGCAUUUGGGAGAUGUUGAUAUCACAAUAAAAGGUCGACGAAAAGAGGAUAAUGGCAUCUUUUUGAGGCUCAGAAUUGCAGAUAAAGAAGGCCGGAUAAGGAAUAUAUACUUUCCAUUUGAUAUUGGGACUGACACGGCAUUGAGCGUUGCCACUGAGAUGGUUGAUGAGCUAGAUAUCACAGACCAAGAUGUGACCAAAAUAGCAGAAAUGAUAGAUGGUGAAAUUGCUUCCUUGGUACCGGAAUGGAAAAGGGGUUUGGCCACAGAGGAAAAUCCUCAUUGUUCAAAGCAAAGUUUCUGUCAUAAUUGUGCUUCAAAUGGUUCCCUUUUGGAUUAUGUAUCAUCAGAGUGCCCAAGUGCCAAGAAUCUGCAAGUUCUUCAAUGUUCUAAACAUGGAUGUGCAGCCAUCCAUGGCCGGUUUGAAGAGAUAACAUACCAAGUUGAAGGUUCAGAAGAAUGUUCAACAGAGUGUGCACCAAAACCAUCAAGCCAAUCUGAUCGCAUCCGUUAUACAGAUAUCUGGGCUCAGCGAGACGGAGCAGAAUUAAGUACACAGGAGUCAAGAGAUAUCUUUUGCGAUGAAGCACAUGAACCAUUGGACAUAGCAAACUUUCAUGAAGAAGAGAAAAUCAUAACAAUGGACGAUGAAAGAGAAUCCAAUGCCAGAAAUUCUUCGGCUUCAGCUCCUUUUGAUGAGUAUGAUGAGAAUGACAUUAGGCAAGAACUAAGAUGGCUCAAAGCUAAGUAUCAAAUGCAGUUGAGGGAGCUUAAGGACCAACAGUUAAGGGCUAAAAGUAAACCGUCAAGUUUAACUAUGUGUUCUGAUAACUCGGAAAGCAAGGAGGCCAAUGCAGCAUCAAUCUCAAUAAUCUCAUCCCCACUGCGUAAAGUAAACAAAAGGCCUCCCCUGAAAUCUUCCUGCUCAAGGCAUUUCACUUCACCUUCUCCUGCUGAUGCUGAGAAUAAAUGUGCAAAUUUUGGAAACCAAAAUGCCAAAGGUUUCGAGGCAAUGAAUGGGCCUUAUAGCCCUGAGCAAAUGUUCACUGCAAAGAGUUUCUACACAGGAGCUUUGCUUCCACAGUCUCUUCAUAGGGCAACUUCUCUUCCAGUUGAUCCUAUAGAUGUUUAAGACCUUUGAGAAAAUCUCUUAGAUUCUCAGACCAUAUUUCUUUCCAUAAGAAGCAAAGGUGUGUAGCUUUUCGGGUUUGUUGGUUUUGGAAAAGUAAAACCCACAUGUAAAUUAUCCACUAACAUAAAGUGAACAAAAUUUCCUCAAUACUUUAUGUCGCAUCUCUCAAUAUAAGGAAAGAUUUUGUUAUGAUUCUCUUAUUCCUUUGAAAA